Molecule: messenger RNA, 2848 nt
Organism: Oncorhynchus keta (chum salmon)
Lineage: Eukaryota; Metazoa; Chordata; Actinopteri; Salmoniformes; Salmonidae
Product: trace amine-associated receptor 13c-like
Exons: 1
Coding region: 60-1010 (316 amino acids)
Biological process (GO): G protein-coupled receptor signaling pathway
Cellular component (GO): membrane
Molecular function (GO): trace-amine receptor activity
Source: RefSeq, a predicted model, not a curated record
GGUCACACACAGGACCAAGCAGGCGAAGGAGAUCUCAGCAUUUUGACCCUUUAUUACAAAUGGAGAAACAUGAAGAUGUUCAAUACUGUUUUCAAGACAGAAACUCUUCUUGCAGAAAGGCUUUGCUAUCGACAUCUAUCUACAUAACACUGUACAUCUUCUGCUCAUUGAUUUCAGCAGUUACAGCUUUUUUGAAUGUACUGGUGAUCAUCUCCAUCUCUCACUUCAAGCAGCUCCACACUCCAACCAACCUGCUCAUCCUCUCUCUGGCUGUGUCAGAUCUCCUGGUGGGACUGAUCGUGAUACCAGUAGUGACUGUAGCAAUUAUGGAACCAUGCUGGGGAUUUGGGGAAUAUUUCUGUGUGUUUCAAUUCUACAUCUCUUGUUUGUGUACUUCUUUAUCUCUGGGCAAUUUGGUCUUGAUAUCCAUUGACCGCUAUAUUGCUGUGUGUGAUCCCUUAUUGUACCACUCUAAAAUAACAAUAACAAGAAUUAUAUGUUGCAUAUCCAUUACCUGGUGUUAUUGUAUCAUAUACCGUGCUGCUAUUAUGAAAAUCUCUGUGAAAAUACAAGUACCAAGUAGUUGUUUGAAAGAAUGUUUUAUUGUAGAAGAGUUAAUCUGGGUUAAUAUAAUUGACCUUGUAUUUACAAUGGCUGUCCCGUGCUCUAUUAUUAUAACACUUUAUUUGAAAAUCUUUGUGGUGGCCAGAUCACAGGCCAGAAAGGUGUUUUCAAAAGAGGCUGCCAGUGUGUCUGGUGUUAAAACUGUACAGGCAAAUAAGUCUGAGACAAAAGCAGCAAAAACUCUAUCUAUUGUUGUUUUCACCUAUCUAAGCUGUUGGAUUCCUUUUUUCUUUUUUUAUUUAGUCAAUUUAGAUUCAUCAUCACUUUUCUUUAGCUUUCUACCACUUUGUAACUCUUUAAUUAAUCCAAUAAUUUAUGCUUUCUUUUAUCCAUGGUUCAAAGUGACAGCUAAACGUAUUUUAACUCUGAAGUUAAGGCGUUCAUAGUUCCUAUGUUUUUAUGCCUAACUUUGACAAACACGUUUGAUGUUGUGUUAUGCAAUUGUUGUAAUUGCUUAUUUCACGUGUCAAUACACUGACAUUAUUUAUGUUGUUGUUGUAAUAAUAGAGAACAUUCUGUUGAUACAGAAUGUUUGUCUGAAUUGGAUUGGAAUUAAUCAGACAAGGCAUAUGAAUAGAUAAUCUUGUUUUAUAAAAGACUUUGGUUGUACUUUCCAAAUACCAAAGUCUGUGGUUGUUGCAUGUUAUUUAAUGUGAACCCAGGAAGAUUAGCUGAUGCUUUUGCAUUGGCUAGUGGGGAUCCUAAUUAAUACCAAAUUCCAAAGUCUGUGGUUGUUGCAUGUUAUUUAAUGUGAACCCAGGAAGAUUAGCUGAUGCUUUUGCAUUGGCUAGUGGGGAUCCUAAUUAAUAACAAAUUCCAAAGUCUGUGGUUGUUGCAUGUUAUUUAAUGUGGACCCAGGAAGAUUAGCUGAUGCUUUUGCAUUGGCUAGUGGGGAUCCUAAUUAAUUAAUUAAUACCAAAUUCCAAAUGUACAUUUUAAGGAUGUCAUGAGUAAUUCAAUUUACUUUCUAAUAUUCCCCCCUAGUGGCGCAAUUGGGACACAACGCCUUCUACAAGUACAUUAAAGUUUAAAUGUACAAUACCUCAUGAUAUCAGAUAACAUCCAGAUCUAACUAAAUUGUGUAUUGUGUAAGUAGUUGAUGGUAAAAUGUAAUAAUAUGCAAUUAUGGGUAACACUUUAUAAUAACAUUCAGUUAUAAACCAUUUGUAAGACAUUUACAGUUUGAUCACUAUUUAUUAUUAGUUCCACAUUUGCUAAAUGUUAAUCACCUGGGCAUUAUGACAUGUAUAAAUAACUACUAUAUGCAUUAAUGAUUAAACACAACAGUUGCAGGAGACCACAGUAGACACUUCAACCUCAACAUACUGGUUAUGAACACUGCCAUUACUCUCACUUACCAAUACUUCUCUGUGUUGUCAUCAUAGAUAGAUGUGUUGUUGAUACAAAAUGAUUAGGCUGGAUUGGAAUGGCUUGGAGAAGGCAUAAGAAGUCAUUUUGGGUUGUAUAUUCCAAAAACCAAAGUCUGUGGUUGUUCCAUGUUAUUUAAUGAUACAGUAAAUAGUAUGUAAUUAUUCUUAAAGUACAUUUUGAGGAAGUCAUGAAUCAUUCUGUAUAUUGUCUAACAUUACCCUCUAGUGGCUCAAUUGGGACUCAAUGCCAUUAGCAAGUGUAGUGGAUCUGAAAUGUUCAAUACUGCAUAUUCGAUGACGUCCAAGUCUAUCUCAAUGGUGUAUUGUGUAAGCAGUUGAUGGUAAAAUGCAAGAAUAUGCAGAUAAUGUGUAACACUUUAUAAUAUUCAGGUAUAAACCAUUUGUAAGGCAUUUACAGUUUGCUCACCGUUUAUUACUAUGCACACAUUUGCUGAAUGUUAAUCACCUGGGUAUUAUGACAUUUUUAAAUUACUACUAUAUGCAUUAAUCAUUAAACACAACAGUGAAGGAGACCACAGUAGACACUUCAACCUCAAUAUACUGGUUAAGAACACGACCACUACUCUCACUACCACUACUCUCACUACAUCACUGCUGCCAGGCCAGGGGUCACACCAGAGCAGCUCUCUCAGAAGCUGUUUAGUGUGAAUGAAUAUAGUGAUUGGGUAACACACUAAAUAAUUCAUAAUGGAUAAGUAAAUAGUUUAUUCAUCAUUCAUGUAUCAUUACGCCCACAUUUGUUUUAGCAAGCUAGUUAUUCCCACAUUUAUAAACAACUUAUUUAGUAUGUAAUAAUGAUUCACAAGAUGUUUAAUAAAUAUCCUUAUAAACCA